ACACCCACAGUCUCUGGAGAGAAAAAAAUAAAAUAAAAUAAAAGAUAAUAAUUAAACAAAAUAACAAAAUUUAGGGGAUGGAAAGCAAAACCCAUCAAUAUCUAUCUCUAUACAAGUCGACCAACACAUAACACAAAGAAGCGAGUGAGGACAAAGUAGAAGAGACUUCAUAAUUAGGCCGCUCAGAGACGGCCACAUUUAGCCGGCUCUGCCCUUUAAUUUGCCACCCCUACUUAAUUCCAAAAAUACUCCAACCCAAACCAUUUCCACACCCAUCACUCCUCCUUUAUAUGCCCUCCCAUUGGAGGACCCAGUCAUAUACUUUCUCUCUCUACAUCACCCUCCUCGUCUCUCUCUCUCUACUUAACGUUGGCAGACACCCCUUUGUCUCUUUUCAAGGCUUAAUUUGAUGGCAAAAACUUCCCAACAAAGCCGGAAAAACAAUUCCAACACCACCACCACCAGCAGCAGCAACGGCAACAAAGCCACCACGAAGGUGAAGCGAACGCGUAAGAGCGUCCCACGAGAGACCCCGCCUCAGCGUAGCUCGAUCUACAGGGGUGUCACAAGGCACCGGUGGACCGGUCGCUAUGAAGCUCACUUGUGGGACAAGAACUGCUGGAAUGAGUCACAGAACAAGAAAGGAAGACAAGUUUAUUUAGGGGCCUACGACGACGAAGAAGCCGCGGCACAUGCAUAUGAUCUGGCAGCAUUGAAGUACUGGGGAAAAGACACCAUCCUUAACUUCCCACUUUCUGCAUACCAAGAAGAGCUUAAAGAAAUGGAGAGUCAGUCCAAAGAAGAAUAUAUUGGGUCCUUGAGGAGAAAAAGUAGCGGUUUUUCGCGAGGAGUUUCUAAAUACAGAGGGGUAGCAAGGCACCAUCAUAAUGGAAGAUGGGAGGCUCGGAUUGGCAGGGUGUUUGGCAACAAGUAUCUUUACCUUGGAACAUAUGCUACCCAAGAAGAAGCAGCAACUGCGUAUGACAUGGCAGCUAUAGAGUACCGUGGACUUAACGCUGUUACCAACUUUGACCUCAGCCGUUACAUCAAAUGGCUAAAGCCCAACGAAAAUAACCCAGACAACCCUCAAGCAAACCAAAACCCUAACCCUAACCCUAACCCCGACCCCAACAAUAUUGAUGAUGUUAAUCCCAUGUCAAACCCUAGUGAUGAGCUGGGACUAAGCUUCCUCCACCAACAGCAAAGCCCUAGCUCCGCGGAAGCGGACGCACCUCUGCCACGUCCGAUGAGUGGGGCCACUGCCUCGUCGGCACUAGGGCUUCUAUUGCAGUCCUCAAAGUUUAGGGAAAUGUUGGAGAGGACAUCAGUGGAAGAUAGCCCGCUAAGUCCUCCGGAGUCUGACCCACCACGACGGAGCUUUCCUGAUGACAUACAGACAUAUUUCGACUGUCAUGACUCUAGCAGCUACACUGAGGGAGAUGACAUUAUCUUUGGUGGCUUGAAUUCGUUUGUGUCACCCCUGUUCCAAUGCGAGCUCGACAUGUAAUUAAAGAAGAUGGAUUGGCCAUGUGAAACAACAGUUGAGAAAGCCAAAGUUCUGCUUGCGAUAUAUAUUCACAUUGUUUGCAUUUUAGAUAUAUGCUUCUCUUCUUUUCUUCUGAAUAUGGGAAGAAGAGAGUUUCUGACUAUUAUUGUUUCAUUUGUAUGUAGAUAUAGAUAGAUGACAUUCAUUUAUCAUAUAUAUCUUUUAAUAAAAAUUAUUUGGCAUAUAAGGGCCUUAAUUUAUUUAUUCUUCAA
Messenger RNA from Cornus florida, 1758 nucleotides. RefSeq names its product AP2-like ethylene-responsive transcription factor At1g16060. Gene Ontology annotation, biological process: regulation of DNA-templated transcription. The transcript is spliced from 8 exons. The record is from RefSeq and is a predicted model, not a curated record. Gene Ontology annotation, molecular function: DNA binding; DNA-binding transcription factor activity. Bases 410 to 1507 code for a protein of 365 amino acids. Lineage: Eukaryota; Viridiplantae; Streptophyta; Magnoliopsida; Cornales; Cornaceae.